AUGAUGUUCGAGAGCAGCCAAUAUGAUUCGGGUCCAACAUUUACCGUCGGCGGUGGCGGCGGUGGCUUUGUUUCUUCUCAGUCGGCCGAUCCUUCCCGCGCCUCAGCAAAGAGUCGGGAUAACCAGGCUAUGUACCCGGUGACCGUGAAGCAGAUAAUCGAGGCCGCUCUGUCGUCCGACGACAAGUCAGGUUUUGUCAUCGAUGGCGUUGACGUGUACAAUGUGAAAUUGAUUGGAAUGGUAUUUGAAAAAUCAGAGAGGGUUACUGAUGUAUCCUUUGUGAUUGAUGAUGGAACUGGACGCAUUGGAUGCAAUAGAUGGGUAAAUGAUCCGCAGGAUACCAAGGAAGUUGAAGGCUUAAUGGAUGGGAUGUAUGUUCGUGUUCAUGGCCAUUUGAAGAGUUUUAAGGGGAAGAAGCAAGUUGUGGUUUAUGCUAUCAGGCCUGUGAAUGAUUAUAAUGAGAUAGCAAACCACUUUCUUGAGUGUGUGCAUGCUCACUGCCUCAAUGCUAAAUCACAGAAUAAUGGCGUUUCCCCUGCUUCAGCUUCUGUGGGUGUCAACCAACCUGUCUCGGCCAGUCAAAGCUCUCAAGAAUAUAACUUGGAUGGACUAGGGAACAUUGAUAAGAUGAUUUUGGACUAUCUCCAGUUGCCUUCCUCCCUCGCUCAGGAAAAAGGUGUGCACCGGAAUGAACUUGCACAAAAGCUCAAAAUUUCUGAUGGAAAAAUCCAGGAAGCAAUCGAGUCUCUGGAAUCGGAAGGUUUGGUUUAUUCGACAAUUGAUGAAAAUCACUACAAGUCCACAGCCUCUUAG
Molecule: messenger RNA, 813 nt
Organism: Striga hermonthica
Lineage: Eukaryota; Viridiplantae; Streptophyta; Magnoliopsida; Lamiales; Orobanchaceae
Source: the annotation of a GenBank genome assembly